This is a messenger RNA of Castor canadensis (American beaver), 2169 nucleotides long. RefSeq names its product C-type lectin domain family 4 member D (gene Clec4d). NCBI's taxonomy places the organism in Eukaryota, Metazoa, Chordata, Mammalia, Rodentia, Castoridae. The record is from RefSeq and is a predicted model, not a curated record. Gene Ontology annotation, cellular component: plasma membrane.
GUGAAUCAAAGGAAACCCCAACUUUUGAAAAGACUUCCUUUUUGGAGUUAUCUUUCUUAUACAGAGAAGUUUCUAAUAUAAUUCUAAUUGAUUCUUGUUCAAUCUCAAGUAUUUCUGAGCAGAUAUCUCUAUUCACAGAAAUAUACACCUUGGGGAAAAAUAGAGGUUUCUGGUUCCUCAUAACCACUAGACAACAGGCGAAUAAACACAUGAUGGGUCUGGAAGAACUUCAGAGUAAACGAAGCCAGUAUUCCCAGUUUAUCCCUUGGGCCCUUGCUACUGUUUGCAUCUCACUUCUCAGCGCCUGUUUUAUUGCAAGUUGUUUGGUGACUCAUCACAACUUUAUACGUUGUAAGGGACGAAUGGAAAUCUUCAAGUUCCCAGAGCACCACCGGAAGCUAACAUGCAUCAGAGAAGAGCCAGAACUGAGACGCACAGGGGGUACCUGGAAUUGUUGUCCUGUUGACUGGAGGGCCUUCCAGUCCAACUGCUAUUUUUCUCUUAAUGACAACAAGACGUGGGCUGAGAGUCAAAGGAACUGCUCAGGGAUGGGAGCUCACCUGGUGACCAUCAACACAGAAGCCGAGCAGAACUUCACAACAAAGUUUUUGGAUAGACGAUUUUCAUAUUUCCUGGGACUUACAUAUGAGAAAAUCGAAGGUCAGUGGCAGUGGGUGGACCAGACACCCCUUGACCCGCACAUGGCGUUCUGAGUCCAGGAGUAUAUGCUUGGUAAGAUUCCAGGAAAAAUGAAUCUUGAAAGAUGAACACUUCAUCUGCUUUCAGAAAGUUCAAUUCUAACAAGACUAAGAGUGUUAGCUCAUUCUGUAGCUGUGCGUUCAAGUCAGGACUUCCCAUCUUGCAUAGAAGAAGGGGGUGACUGAGCAAACUGCCACUCCUUUCUUACGAAAACAAAGUGAGGAAACGAUGAAAUGGUAACCACAAACACAAGUAGGCUGACCAGGGGAAAAUAUGAGAGGCCUAUUUUGAUGGAUGCAAUGUCUCACUUUCUCUAAGGUCUAAAUCAUUCCCACUUUUUCCUCGACGCUGUUGAGCUCAUCUCUUUUUACUAAUUCCACUUUUGAUCUGUAUCAUGUACACAUUUGUUCAUUGAAAAGGAGACUGAGAUCUAAUACCUGACAGCACUUAGCAUGGAGCUGGACACAGUGUGCAUUUAUGACUAAGCAACAAGAAUUUCCUUCCAUCUUUUAUUUUUUCCUUCUUCAUUUGCAGCUGUCAAAUAUGUAAUGUCAUGGAUUUAUAUCCCUUUAUCAAACCACUAGGUUUUUACACAGGUCUGCCUUAGCUGACCAUUCUUGAUAAACACAGCUGCCUUGAAACCUAGCUCAAUUUGUUCCAACAUCACACAACUUCUGGAGUUUUAAAGACUCAGCAGUUAUUCAGAUUUAUUUGGGAAUUUUUGGUUCUAUUAUUGCAAUGUACAGCAGGAGAAAUGGAUUUGAAUGUUGGAAGAACAAACUUCAAUUAGACAUUAGAAUGCCAUGCUUCUCUGGAAUAUUAUUUAGGUCUGUGCCAUUUGCUUUCUUAAAGAUACUUAAAGAAAAGAUCACACUAGUCUCAGCUGUGUUAAGUUCACAAGUGUUAAGAAGCAGAAGUAUCAUAUUCAUGACUUUCAAUCCCCAUAAUUUGAUGAAUCAGACAUUUCAUGUGUUAGAAAAUAAGUUUGGACUCAUGGGGACUUUUUACUAUUUUAAAAGGUUGGAAAAUUUCCUCUACAUUCCUCAUUUUGUAGUAAUAUAGAUUUAUUAAAAUGUUUGAAAAUCUAUAUGUGAAUUGCUGUGGUUUGGGUUAGUAUUUCUCAGAAUGUUUCUAUAAAGGCUUGUUCCCAGGGUGGAGGUUUUAGGAGGUACUGUGGACCUUUAAGAGGAGGGUUUUGUGGGAUGUCCUUGGCUUCAUUGGGAGCAUGACCUUGAAGAUUUUUAUGACUUGGUCCAUCUUUCUGCUACCUGGUCACUGCCAUGGUGUUACCUCAUCUAAGGUCGAAGCUGUCGGUUGGAUCAGAACCAUGAGCAAGAAUAAAUUUUUCUUUAUACUUCAUAAGUGACUGUGUUAGGCAUUUUAUUAUAGUGAUGGAAAGCUAAAUCAUGUAUGUGAAUUCUUCAAUAUGUAAUAUGUGUGUUAUUAGCAAAUGCCUUUUAACCAGUAAAA